GUGUAUACACACCCAAAAAUGGUGUGGAAGUGUGUGUGUUCUCUUCUCAAUGGCAGCAUGUUUUCUUUUUAAUCUCACUCCUACACUCUUAAGAGGGUAGUGGAAGGCCUGCCGGCUGAGCUGCCAUGGUUACUGAUGUAAGAGAGAUGAACUUUGACCCGUUGUGUCCCAUAUCCUAUCCUGCUGACAGCCAUGUGAUGGCCAGAAGGAUCUCUUAAUUCCUCCCAAACACACACGCACUCAUCUGAAGAGGAAGGAUGGAGGGAACCCUGUUUUUGCCUCCUUUAGACCCUUCUUUUAAGGAUGAAGGAUGAUCUCUUUUUUUUGAUAUUGCAAUUUGGUUGCCAAUAAGAGAUUGCACAGUCUAUUGACUCUAAAGAGUACAAAAUAGGGAAUUUUAGGAAACAUUUUUAAUUAGUACAAAAUAAGAACAGAAAAUAAGAGAAUAACAAGUUGCUGUUUUAAAAAAGAAAAAAACAAUUACAAUGGAAUAAUGUUGCGUUGUUGAAAUACGAUACAAUGAAUUCACGUAGUACUGUAGCUGUCUGACAUGGUGAUACUAUACGUGUCUCUUGUUGUUUUAGGUUGUGCACGUCACAGCUUUUAUCCAGCACUGGACCUGCUGGGUGUGCGAGUGUGUCUGCAUCAUCAACAUAUUUUCUCUGUUCACAAACACACAUCUUUUUAUAGGCCAAAUCAGGAAGAGUGUGUGUAUGUUUGUGUGUGUGUGUGUGUGUGCGUGUGUGUCUUGUGUGCAUUUGUAUUUGCCUGCAUGUAAGUCAGGGUCGAGGUCAAUUCACUCAGAAUUAAAUUUAAGAAGUAGAUUAUGAACAAUGAAAUUCCUGAAUAAAUUGCAACAUAGAGUACUUGAUGAAUCUGUACUUUCUGUUGAUUGCCGUCAAAGUGAAUUCACCCCAACCCUGGUUUGAGUAGUUACCACUCUCCUCCAGUCUAUCCUGUAUCCAGGGAUGUUUUGCAUUGAAUUCUACUGUAUACACUACAAAUUAUAAGGCAUAUCACCUCCUCCCUGUCCCACACAAGCCCUCAGUGCCUGUCAGCCUACUGCCUCCCCUUUGUGUGUGUGUGUGUGUGUGUGUGUGUGUGUUGUAUGUGUGUGUGUGCACGUGUUUGCGUGGGUGCAUGUACACACAUGCCUGUCAAUACAUGCGUGUGCACAAGUGCGUGCGAUUGAGGAGUGUUCAGUGUUUCCAAUGAGUGGGGUCAUAUUUCGUAUCUACUUGCACACACUACUAGUGCACAACUGACACCCUUCUUUAAGCUGUUUGAUGCGUUACCAUUACAUUAAUCUUCUCACAAAGUAGUGUAAUACUAUGAUUUACUGUAGCUUGGUUUUAUUGCUAUUUUGCAUUUAUAGUUUGGUUUUUAUUCUGCUUAUUUAUAGGUGCUGUAUUUUUCAUUUAAUGUCUUAUCAUUUGAGUUGUCUAUUUUUUAAGGGAUUAUACUGUUCCUGAGGGCAAGUAACAUUUUUAUUAGACGUAUAGACUGCCGGCAGUAUUGGUUAAUAUUUACAAAGAUGUACUAGUUCUCAUUUGUUUGUAUAUUCAUGAAUCCUAAAGUUUAGUGUCAUUUCAAUAGCUUUGAAAAAAAAUGUGUUUGCUACAGUUCAUGCUCCCGUAAGCAUUAAGCUUUUACCACAACAGUUAUGCUCUUAAAUUGCUAGCUAGAAUCAAAGGACAUAUCAAGAUCAGUGAACAUAUGAUGGCAUAUCUCUUUUCCUGUUUUCUGUCCUCCGAUAAUAAUUUUGGCUGUUUCUUGGGCAAGCCCAACACUAACGCUCGGCAGGGCAUGCAGCUUUCUUUAGAUAGAGUUCGCCCACUCUGUAAUCACAUCAACAUCAUUUACAGGUCCUAACAUAUACACUUUGUCAAAUAGGUCAAAUGAAAUUACCUAAACUUGAAAACACAAGUUAACUCGAAAGAGGUCAUAUCUGCCAAAUUGAGAUUAGAGAAGUGUACCAGCUAGCAGGGGUGUUACGCCAGAUUGAACAGAUAGCCAGCCUAUGAUUAUGCAGAAUUUAUAUUGCAGUCCAUAAAAAAAAAAAAAAAAAAAAGCACUUAUUAGGAUCUUUUUUGAAGACAUAUUUGGGACAGGGUCUGUAAACACUACAACAGAGUACGAUCCCAGGAUCCUGGGAAAUGUAUGCCUUUUUUAAAAGUGGUUGUGAACCAAGCACAGACUCUUCUCCGCAUCCGAACACUAAAAUUUUAACAUAAGAUAGCUGUGCCCAUGUUUUCUACACGAUAAACUGUAUUCUUAUACAGUCGCUUCUUAUUUCAAACUAAACUGUGUGACAGAAAUGGCCAUUGUCCUGUACAGUUGUAGAUAUUAUGAGUAAACAUCUGUUUUGGUUUCUAUCCCAAAAUCUCAGUCCAUCCUUAAACCUCCCCUUUCCCUGAAUGUGCAUCCAGAUAUAUUGGCAGCCUGUCAAAAGAUAGUGAUAACCUCAUUGCACUGCAUUAAGAUGCAUUAGUUAAAAUUGGAUUUGCCAGUGUAUCGAAUAAUUGUAAAAAAAAAUAAACAAUUCUCAAACAUUGGCGCUUCCUGUGGACGACUGAUGUGAAACAUCUGUCUUCUGCGGAGUACUGAAGGCUUAUAAUGCCUUCUGUUGGACUGCUUGGACUGGACAACCAUGGUAUGUUUAAUGGGGAGGAAUAGCUACUGUAAAGUAUAUAAGCACUUAACCCAUUUGCCAUUUUAUAGCCAGAUCCAUCAACUCACCUAAACCAUGUGAGAUCAUCAGAUUUGUGCCUUUAACUGCCAAGCAGGGCACCAAACUAGUGAUGUCAUUAGAUGUAGAUGAUUUCACCCAAUAUGUUCAUAAUAUAUCCCACAUCUUGACCCAGAUUAAUUUCUCAUACACUUCAUAUUGGUACUUAAAAGUCGAUUUUUCUCAGCUCUCUGGAGAGGGUUGUAUAUAAUUCCUGGAGUGCAGUGAAAGAGUAAAAGGAGAAAAACGAGCGUGUGUAUUCUUAUGACAGACCUGCAGACACAUAUCGGUCCGGGUCUCAUUUCAGAUGUUUGUUUUCCCACAAUGCAUUUCUUACGUUGUACAUAUACCUUAACUAGCAGCGAAAGGCCAGAGCAUUGAAUGAAGGAGGAAGCAUGCAGAAACAGCGUACACUGUAAUAACACUGAAUUUAUUCAUAGGGCAUUUUGUAUUUUUCUGUUUGUGUCAGGUUUGCUGUGACAUUAAUAAUGGCACUACAGGUAUUGAUAAUGACGUGUGCCAAUUCUAAUGGUUAUUUGGAAAAGAUAUGUGUAAAUACAGUCAAUCAAGUAGCUUUUGAGUCACUAUUGUCACAGUAUGCUUUUGUUUGAAGGCAGGAGGAGAGAAGGGACGAUUCAGGACUUUUCCAUGAUCCACAGAUAUUUUUCUACAAAUUUAAAUCAGAUGAUUCUAUACACUGUUGAAUAACAUUGUAAAGGUGUAACAGAUGCUGUAUAUCAUAUCAUGUUUUCUGAAGUCGUAAAGCUUUACUGUAUGAUCUGUUGAAGUAGUGGUUAUUCAUUUGACAUAUUAGUUGUAAUGGAAGCCCGAACAGCAGCACUGGUCACCAUAUUCAGGAAAAAAAAAAAAAAAAAAAAAAAAGAAAGGAAAAACCUCAGAUGUUUUUGUAAUACUUUUAGAAUAUAUCUUAUGAAGUUGGUUUUGUAAGACAACACUUUCCGAAUCAGUGGUGCUGUAUGCAUAGCACACUCAGUAAUACAUACACACAUAAUACAGCACAAUACACUCAUCCUUUGGAGAAGGAAAAAUAAAAACCUUUUUUUUUUUUUUUUUUUCGCUCUCACAAUGGCUCCAGCUCAUUUUUAAGUCUUAACCAUUUCCUCCUAUCUCUUCAGUUAUUUCACGCUUAACUGUACAAUUUUUAACACCCAGAGAUCAACUCUGGAGCGAUAAACACGCUCGCAAGACUUAAAAGAGGAAGCAAAAAGCCAAAUAGUGUAGUAGAUAUCCACUUCUGUUGAAAGGUUGCUGACAGUUUUCUGAAUGUUGCUACCUUGUGUCGUCGCUUCAGUUCACCCAUAGCUUAAACCACAGUGUAGUCUGACAACCAAAUGACCCCCCCCCCCCCUCAUCCUUUUGGAAAGCUUUAAGAUGCUUGUUGAGGCUUUAGCGAGUUCAGAGUGGUUUUUUUAGAUGAUUUUUUUUUCCAACCUUGUCAUCAACAAUGUGUAAGUAAUAAUUCUCAUAACUUUUCCCACUGCUUAUUUUGUGAGUGUGUGUGCGCGUACAUGUGUGUUGUAGUACAAAAGGCUGCAUGACUGUAAAGGGAUGGUUAAGAUGUUUUUUUGAAAGUGGUUUCCCUAGCACUUCUGUCACUCCUGAGAUGCUUUUUUCUCCUUUUUGGGGGUCUCCCUCACUUUCGUUUUUCCUCAUGUAUCAUUGUUUCUUUAUCUUUCUAUUUACUAAACGUAUCAUGUUGUUUGUUCUCAGCACUGUAAAACAGUCCCUUCUACAACAUUGAAAAGCAAUAUCACUGUAUGAAACGUUCACAAUGUAUUUGUUAUGAUUGACAUUUGAUUCAUCAUCAUUAUUAUUCACAUGCACCCUAGGUGGGAUAAUUGAAGUAAAUCUCUUUUAUACAAAUACUAAAAGUGUGCUGUGGUAGUUUUUAUUUUUUUUUUCUUUGCCAAAAAUCUUGUUGAAGAUGUACUUUGUUGAACACAUGGAUGGUGAAAUAAGUAUUCUCAGAGAAAAAGAUCCGUUAGAAAGCCUCAGAAAGUAGGAGUGUGUAGCAGUAAUCUCAAAGGGGGUUCAGUCAUGUUGUGGAUAUUGGACUGCUUCUGCCAUUUACAGCCUCCACAGGCCGUUAUACAGAGUUGCAGAUGGAGUUUUCGGCUGCCGUGCGAACCAGUGCAGAGCAGAAGGAGCUUAUCCUGAAGCUGGAGCACGACCUUAGCACCAUCCAGGCCAUGUCCUCCAUGCCACGCCCCGAUGCUGACGGGUCAGAGGUCAGCAACAUGGAGAACAUCCCAGAGCCAAUCAAAGAGGCCUCUGCCAUGUUUGCUGGUUCAGGCGUAGGCCCCCAUCCGGAGCUUCCUCAAGGCCAGAUGGACUCUCUGCUCUCCAUCAUCUCCAGCCAAAGGGAGAGGUUUCGCUCCCGCAAUCAGGAGCUGGAAGCUGAGAAUCGCUCCAUGCAGCAGACCAUGCAGGCACUGCAGAAUGAGCUGGACAGCCUGAGAGCAGACAACAUCAAACUCUACGAGAAAAUCAAAUUCCUGCAGAGCUAUCCUGGCAAAGCUGGAGGUAGUGAUGACACAGUGAUGCGCUACUCCUCCCAGUACGAGGAGAGACUGGAUCCGUUUGCCUCCUUCAGCAAGAAGGAGCGUCAGCGCCGAUACCUGAGCCUCAGCCCCUGGGAUAAAGCUACUCUGAGCCUGGGUCGUGUGAUUCUCUCCAACAAGGUGGCCAGGACUGUUGCGUUCUUCUACACCCUGUUCCUGCAUUGUUUGGUCUUCCUGGUGCUGUACAAGACUGCCUGGAGCGAGAGUAUCGGCAGAGACUGCUCUGCCUUCUGCGCUAAAAAGUUCUCUGACCACCUCCACCGUUUCCAUGAGAACGAACAAAACCUUUAAGGUGGUUCUUCAUUCAGCAGCGUGCAUGUCUACCUAAUCAACCUGCUCAUGAAGACGGGGCUUUACCUUUGUUCUUGCUGUAGCUCAUAUCUCCACUAGGGGGCGGUUUAGGGCUGUAAACUGUAAAUCAAACAGUUUAUUGAUUCAAAAAGAGGUUCUUUCCAUUUCUAGAUUAUUGAGCUUUAAGAAGUUGCAAUUAAUAUAUAAGUCCAGCAAAACUAUAACUUCCUUCUUAUACUCUUAACAUAAUGCUAAAAACUAAUCAUUAAUCACCUAAUAAACAUAAUGUAAUCUGUGCCGCUGUUGCACAAAUUUAAUGAAGUUAAGGUUCAGGUUAUCUUCCUGUACCAAAGGGACCACAUUAUUCGGGUCGUGAUGUUUUUAUUUCUGGGUUUAGCUGGAAUUUAGAAUAAUUAGAUCAUUUAAUCAAUAAAGACAAAGUUGGUAUAAGAUUGUAGCGAAUAUGAUUAACAUUAUAAUGUAUGUCUGAUUGGAGAGUGCACUGUAAAAUGUGGGUUAUUAAGCAGGAGGUGGUCCUUUUUAAGAGGUAAUGGUGGUGGAACAAUAUAUACAGUAGUGAUAUGUUUACUUGUCAUUCCUCUGAGAUUUGACUAAUAUGAUUGAUUCAUUGGUAAGUUAAGCUUUUCAUAAAUCUUUGGCGCAGGAAUCACCUUGUUACUGUUAGUUGCUAUUAAGAGAUCAAAAGAUUGAGACACGAGGGUCUACAGCAGUAAUACACUAACUUUUACGGAGUCCAUCGUUCUCCAAGACCGAUUACUGUGCAUGUUUACCUGCUUGCUUACUUACUUCUUUUCUGACUGGCAUUGCAUAUAUAUUCCAAAUAAAGACUGUGCAUUAAUUA
Messenger RNA from Perca flavescens (yellow perch), 6463 nucleotides. It is a transcript of the gene cux1b, whose product is annotated as cut-like homeobox 1b. Gene Ontology annotation, molecular function: RNA polymerase II transcription regulatory region sequence-specific DNA binding; DNA-binding transcription factor activity, RNA polymerase II-specific. The transcript has 9 exons. The coding region runs from base 4852 to 5601 and encodes 249 amino acids. Gene Ontology annotation, biological process: intra-Golgi vesicle-mediated transport; regulation of transcription by RNA polymerase II. NCBI's taxonomy places the organism in Eukaryota, Metazoa, Chordata, Actinopteri, Perciformes, Percidae. Gene Ontology annotation, cellular component: nucleus; Golgi membrane. The record is from RefSeq and is a predicted model, not a curated record.